This is a messenger RNA of Zophobas morio, 933 nucleotides long. RefSeq lists its product as uncharacterized. Lineage: Eukaryota; Metazoa; Arthropoda; Insecta; Coleoptera; Tenebrionidae. The transcript is spliced from 3 exons. The record is from RefSeq and is a predicted model, not a curated record. Gene Ontology annotation, molecular function: serine-type endopeptidase inhibitor activity; protein binding. The coding region runs from base 168 to 791 and encodes 207 amino acids.
CUUUCCACAGUGUUAUCUUAGUCAUCAUGUUUAGUGGAGGUAUGGGAGACAACUUAAUAUUUAUAAAUGCUAAACCAGUUAGCCGCUAGCCACAUCUUGCUUUUGUUGUAUAGUACUUAGCCCACGGUAUUUUUAUUUCAAUCGAGUAGUACCCACAGCUUAGCAAAAUGUCAACUUUAGACACUGAGCAAGUACACAUCUUUAAGUGUUUCUUAGUAACAUUUGCAUUUGUGCAAUCCGUCGUUGCCUAUCACGCAUCACACAACUACUACCUUCCCUCAGAUGAAAACCGCUACGAACUGCCCCAAAAUAAUUAUAACAAAUACAUACACUUUGAUAAUUUUGAUGAUGCUAGCCGUUCAGGAAGGCAAAUAAAUUCCGGUGGCUUCGAUUGGGAUUCCCCAUCAGGAUCUUUUAAUCAGAAUAAUGUUAACAGGAGGCGCUUUAAUGGAUGGGGCUCAGUUUCUGAUGAUUCAAGUGAUAGUUUUAUUUUUGAAGAUGACUUUGACAACAGAAAUUUUGUUAGAACGACACAAAGAAUGCCAACAACUCGACGAAGAAGACCCACAACUCCAAGGGUACCGAUUUCAACUGUUGCUAUCCCAGGAAUGGGAACCCCCAGAACACCUUGUGAAGAUCGAUGUUUAUCGACACCUGAAUAUAAUCCAGUUUGUGGGGAUGACGACAUGACGUAUUUUAGCAGACAUCGGCUCAUUUGUGCCCAAAAGUGUGGAAAAAGAGUAAAACUAAAACAUUUAGGAGCAUGUUCUCUCCUUCCACCAAGAGGUUAAUCACACCGGACGACCCAAAGUUAUCUAUUAUGAGACUGAUUACUUCAUAUAUAAUAUAAAGGAUACAUAUUGCUAACUUAUGUACUUAUAAAUGUUAAUUAAUGAUUUUACCAAUUACAUAUAACAAACCAACAAAGCAAAA